GCUACAUAUAAACCUUACACUUCCUUCAUUCUCAGUAUGGUAUCAGUGUUCAGCACGUCCAAAAGUGGAUUAGCAGCUCUGUUGCAGCACUGCAGGGCUCUGUGUACCGGAGGUUGGCAGAUUUCAGGUCUCGUGGUCGUAAAUGGCUUGAGACCACAGCAGGUACACGCUCCCUUUACACAUGCGUUCCGUUUCGAGCGGUUUUCUUCAGAGAUUCUUGAUUUUUUGAGGUCAAACUUGUCAAAAGGUUAACUUCGAACCUUCCCGAAAGACACGGAAAGUCGACGGUAUUGAUUUGAAGCGGUCUGCGGACAUCCAUAAUGAGUUUGUCUGCAAAUCUUGACAGCUUGGCAGUCGCUGGUCGAAACGAGCUGACGUAAACGACUGAGGUGACGACGCGACGCUAACAAUCAGGCCAGGACAGGUGUCUUGUUAGCUCUGCGGAGGUGAAGGAUGGGACGUAAACUGGAUCUCUCUGGUCUGACGGAUGUGGAGGCCGAGCAUGUGAUGCAGGUGGUGCAACGGGACAUGGAGCUGCGCAAAACGGAGGAGACGCGGCUCAAUGAGAUGAAGAAGGAACUGGUUGAGGAGGGCAGUCGGUCUGUUUUGCUGUCGCGGCAGCACAGGUUUAAUGAGCGCUGCUGCAUCCGAUGCUGUUCUCCCUUCACCUUUCUGCUCAACCCUAAACGUUCUUGCCUGGACUGCUGCUACAGCGUCUGCAAGGGAUGCUGCACUUACAGUAAGAAGGACAAAGGCUGGCUGUGCUCCGCCUGCCAGAAGACCAGGCUGCUGAAGACCCAGUCACUAGAAUGGUUCUACAAUAAUGUGAGAAGGCGUUUUAAAAGGUUUGGCAGUGCUAAAGUGUUAAAGAACCUCUACAGGAGGCAUGCAGCAGAGCGUGGAGCGUUAGCAGAACUUACAGAAGGCAGCACUUAUGAGGAGAGCGUCUGCAAUGAGAGUAGUAUGUAUGAGAGUGACUCCACGUUCUACAGGCAAAGUGAAGAGCACAGCAUGGAUGAGACUAUUAAUGUGGCAAUGCGGGUGGCAGAAGAAGCCAUAGAUGAGGCCAUUGCUAAGGCUGAGAGCCAGACCGACAGUCAGGAGAAGCAGAACGAAGCCCAUUAUUUGCGAGAGAACAGAGGAGAGCUGAUAAAGGAAUUGGCCACAACUAUAGUACAGAAAAUUGUCCGUCGGAAAAAGGAUCUGUCUGAGAUGCAGCCUGGAUGUAAUCUGGAGCAGAACAGUGAAGGAAUCGCUCCUGAUAAAACCCAGAGUGCCUUUGAUGCUUCUCUCUGGAAGUCCCGCUCAGCUUUUUGUCUCUUGACUGAUGAGCAAACAGACCUGCAUGCUAACACCGGGUCAGGACGUUCAUCCUCUAUAAGUCAUACUCUGGAAAUGAAGAAGGAAGAAACAAAGCCUGUCCAAGCCAUGCCUAGCUGGAGGAGUGUCGACCGACUGGACAAUUCCAUGUUGCAGAGUCCUGAUGGUAACUGGAUUGCUUAUCAGAGCAACCUGCUCUCUCGACCUGGUCUUUUAACCAAGCGCAAAAGUCUGGUCUACAGCGUCUUAGAAAGGGAGUCUGGCGUGGUGUCGGCUUACGAUGAAAUGGGCUCAGAAACAGAGCCUGAAGUUAAUGGGGUUUGGGGUGCUGCACUGGAAGAGUUUCGGCGAAAGAUGUCUGCCAGUAAGCAGCUGACUAACCCAGAGUCCUACAGCCGUCAAGCAACCUUGCCUUUGAAUGCACAACCAGACACCUUCACUGCUGACACUGGAAACUCCUCAGGACAGGAUGGGCCACCGUCCCAGUCCCAGAAAACUCUGCUGCCUUUCUUAAAGAGAAAAGUACCACUAGAACACAGAAGACCCUCAUCCGCCCGCCGGCCAAACAUCAUGGAUAUAAAUUUCAGUGCAGGAGGGGCUGAAAGCAGUGAGGAUGGCCUAGAGGACAGCAGGGUCAAGAGGUCACGUCGAAGGAGGAAAAAUAAGAAAGAAGAAGCAGAGUGGAAAGGACAGUCGGGAUUGUCUUCAGUUGUCCCGGAUUCCAGUAGCCACCUCUCAGAUGCUCUGAUGAAGAGACGUUAUGUAAAACAAGACGCAGACUUGUAUGCAAGAAGACAAUGUGAUAGUCUGGAAGGAGACACUUCAGACACUGCUACCCCUGACAUCUUGAGCUCUGGAGCCGUGACCCCUGAUCCGUUUGGACUCGGCCUUAACGCUCCCAACAGUUCCAAUCACGGGAGCCUUAGUGAAGUUGUAUCUUUAGAUCAAGAGUUGACCUCCAAACUGAAAGAGCUGACCAGUCAAGUCAGAGAAACACAACUUUCCUCCACUGAGGAUGAACUGGACAGGUUGGAGUAUCAAACGUGGGAUGAAGAAAAUAAGACAAAAGUGGGAGAUGAACUUAUGGGAGAUGCUUCUGAAACUGAUUCAACAGAAAAAUCUGAUGAAACUGAAUUCACAAAUCAAGUGAGAUCAACUGAGAUGUUGAAAGAAGAUGAUCUAACUUCCAAACUGAGAGAGUUGACCAGUCAGGUCAGCGAGACACUGCUUUCCUCCACUGAAGAUGAACUGGACAGGCAUGAGAAUCAAACUGAAGCCAAUCAGUCAGUAAGAACUGAGAUGCUGGUAGUAAAUGAGAGGACAGAUGGAAACAAUGUGAUACAAUAUGACCAUAUAGAGAUGGUUGAAAAAGCAGAAGAAGAGAGAUCAGAGAAAAGACAAAAGGACAGUGUGGCAAAGCAGGACAUUAGUGAGCAAAAUGACAUAGAUGAGACGCAAAUAUCAGAUGAAAUGAGCUCUGCGAGCCAAAAACAGACACUUGCUGAGACAGAAGGGACAAAGAACAAGGGAGAAGUUCAGACUGAAGAGAAAAAUGCAGAAAUACAAGACAGUCAGCAGAGCAGAGUUGAGAAUACAGAAGAACAAGAGGUGUUAUCCUGUGAGCUGGCUUUGAGUAGAUUAGUAAGUGGAGAUGGAAAGAUGGAAUUUGAUAGGAUCAUCAAUACUGUAGCGAAGGCUUUGGAUGAUAUGGAAGAACACAUAGAAGCUUACACUACUGAGGAGGUAUUUUUAGACAGGGAGAGAACUGAGAGAGAGAAACACGAGAUGAUGGAAGAGGAGGAGAAUGUAACCGAACAGGAAAUGGAUGACAAGACAAUAUCUGAGGGAUGCUCUGAAGGUGGAAAAUCGAAGGAGGUGCAGGAAAAAGAAAUGAAGGGAGAGGGCAAGAUCAAUGAAGCUGUGGUGCUAAAGAGCAACACUGAAGAUACGAAGGAGACAGAAGACAAACAAUGCAGCAAAUCAUCAGAAGACAGAGUUCAAGAGAAGGACACCAACAGUCAAGUUGACUUGAUUGAAAUAAGUAAGGAACAGAUGGACCCUACAAUUCAGCACAGCGCUCCAUCUGUUCAGGAGGAGUAUCUGUCACCAGAGGAGAUCUACAAGGAUGCACACAUGCUGGACAUAGAGAAAAACCUACAUUUAAUCUCCAAUAUACUACAGCAGAAAUACUCAGCUGCAUCGCUGCGCAGCAUCACCACCGAGGUGCUAAAAGUACUGAAUGCUACUGAGGAUCUGAUUCACGGAUCUAUGGAAGAUGGACGAUGCCAGUCAGACCACAGUGACAUCUCGAUCAUUCCCCCUGACGAGGCCAGAAGACUGGAUGAGCAGCUCGGCAAACUUGAGGAGAAUGUGUAUGUGGCGGCAGGUACAGUGUACGGGCUCGAGGCUGAACUGGGGGAUCUGGAGGAGUGUGCGCGCAGCAUCAGUGGAUGCACCACUGAAAGAGAGCUGGCUCAUCUGGAGGACCAGGUGGCCUCUGCAGCAGCCCAGGUGCAGCAGUCUGAGCUCCAGGUUUUAGACAUUUCCUCAAGAAUCGCUGCUCUGAAAAAUGCAGGACUUAAUGUAACUCCACAGACUCACUUUACCAAGGUCAAGACUACAAAAACCAAGACACAAACCAUUGGCUCAUCUCGGAAACUGAGGAGGCGACUCCCAGCACCUCCGAAACAAGAUAAAGAAGCAUAAAGAGGAUAGUGGGAUACAUCUGCAAGCAUCAUCACAAAGUUAAAUAACUACAAACUUAAAAAAGCCACUGAUCACAUGUGCCUUGAAGCUCAUAGAAAAUAUUUUAUGGACUCAAGCUCUGGAUGACAGAUUCUAAUAGACUGAUGCAGUGAUGCCAUUUUACACAAACUAAUAACUCUUGGAUAAGAUUGCUUUUAUUACCUCUCUCCCCUCAUAAU
Molecule: messenger RNA, 4244 nt
Organism: Labeo rohita (rohu)
Lineage: Eukaryota; Metazoa; Chordata; Actinopteri; Cypriniformes; Cyprinidae
Gene: myripa
Product: myosin VIIA and Rab interacting protein a
Exons: 17
Coding region: 454-4026 (1190 amino acids)
Biological process (GO): intracellular protein transport
Cellular component (GO): cortical actin cytoskeleton
Molecular function (GO): small GTPase binding; actin binding; myosin binding
Source: RefSeq, a predicted model, not a curated record